This is a messenger RNA of Onychostoma macrolepis, 5018 nucleotides long. RefSeq names its product protein phosphatase 6, regulatory subunit 2a (gene ppp6r2a). The transcript is spliced from 24 exons. Gene Ontology annotation, cellular component: nucleus; cytosol. The record is from RefSeq and is a predicted model, not a curated record. Lineage: Eukaryota; Metazoa; Chordata; Actinopteri; Cypriniformes; Cyprinidae. Gene Ontology annotation, molecular function: protein phosphatase regulator activity; protein phosphatase binding. Bases 534 to 3170 code for a protein of 878 amino acids.
GCAGGCACAGUGAUCUGACAGCACGCGCACGCGCGCGUCUGUGACAGAGUUUCGCCAUUUUGAACACAAACAUAUGAACGAUUUUUAUUUUCCGAUCCCCCCUUUCCCUCGCCUUGCGCGUGAGCGGCCGAGAUAACUCUGCGUUGUGACUAAGAGCAGAAUAAUUUCCUGAAAACUCAUUUAUCGAUAAGAGAGAGCAGAAAAGCAACUUUAGUGAGGACGAUGGCUCGCGCUCUGGGCAGAUAGUUGAGAGGAAAACGGUCUCGUGGCAGCUGCGGGGUUUCACAGAGCGCGCGCGGGGCAGCAGCAGCCCGUCUGAAGACACUCACAGCGGGGUGUCAGUCCGUCUGAGGCGUGUAUUCGAGGAAGGCCUGGUGGGAAGUGGACCUCAUGCAGAUUAAUGCUAGGUCAUUCUGUGCUCUCUGCAUUCUGCCACUCAAAUGCCUGUCUGCCUGUGGAGGAGGUGUAACUAAGGAUUCACACGUUUCAUCAGCUGGCCUGGGCUUCCUGCUGCAGCAGCCACCGCCGCCAUCAUGUUCUGGAAGUUUGACCUGAACAACACCUCCCAUAUCGACCAGCUGCUGGAUCGAGAGGGAGUGACUCUGAGAGAGUUGAUGGAAGAGGAGGAUGUCCUGCAGGAGUGCAAAGCACAGAACCGCAAGCUCCUGCUCUUCCUCUCCAAGGAUCACUGUAUGCAGGAGCUGGUCACCCUUAUUACGGAGGAGCCCCCAGCUGACCUGGAGGAGAAAACUCGCUUCAAGUUUCCAAACAUAGCCUGUGAGCUCCUGACCUCUGAUGUGGCUCUUAUCAAUGAUAAGCUGGGUGGAGAUGAAUCCCUUUUGGAAAAGCUCUACCACUUUCUGGAGCAAGAGCCACCCCUUAAUCCCCUGCUGGCGUCCUUCUUCAGCAAAACCAUCGGCAACUUGAUUGCACGUAAAACAGACCAGGUAAUCUCUUUCCUAAGGAAAAAACACAACUUUAUCAGUCUGGUGCUGAAUCACAUUGAUGCCUCGGCCAUGAUGGACCUUUUGCUGCGCCUCAUCAGCUGUGUAGAGCCUGCCCCCUUGAGGAUGGAGGUCCUCAAUUGGCUGAAUGAGGAGAGACUCAUCCAGAGACUCACAGAGCUCAUGCACACAGGGAGAGAUGAAGAGAGACAAUCUAAUGCAUCCCAGACUCUUUGUGACAUCAUUCGACUUAGUCGAGACCAGUCCAAUCAGCUGUCAGAGGUCACCGAACCAGACCCCUUACUCGCUGUCCUGGAGUCACAAGAGAAUGUGGCGGAGCUUUUGAAGAACAUGUUUGAAGGGGAAAGGACUGAAGCGUCUGUCGUCAAUGGAACGCAAGUGCUUCUUACGUUACUGGAGUCACGAAGGUCAGGGCUGGAGGGUCUGAUGGACCUGUAUUCUCAGGGAUGUGAAAGGUCUUACACUGUCAACAGCAGUAUUUUACGUGCUAUUGAGCCUCAUCUAAAGGACUUCCAGCAGCUCCUACUGAACCCUCCUACGAGAAGUGCAAUACUCACUACAGUGGGCGUUCUGGAGCAGCCCCUGGGGAGCGCCCGCCUUCAUGUGGCCAGACUGGUGGCUUCUCUGCUGCAGACUUACGACCUCAGCAUCUGCCAAGAGAUCUGCAGACUCAACACCAUGGACCUGCUGUUGGAUUUAUUCUUUAAAUACACCUGGAAUAAUUUCUUGCACUUGCAAGUGGAGCUGUGUGUGGCAUCCAUCCUGAACCACUCUGCCCAUGCGGACCUCCAGAACCCAGGUCUGCAGAACCACGAGGAGAGAACAGGCACAGGCAGCCAAGCGGAGGAGGGAACACCUGACCAGAACAGCACCUCAGACCCAGCAAACACGCCCAUUCAGGAUGCUCUUGUUGCCAAUCUCUUCCAGCAUUGCCGGCUGGUGCAAAGGAUUCUGGAUGCUUGGGAGGAAAAUGACAAAAUUCAGGCUGAAGGAGGAAGGCGAAAGGGAAACAUGGGUCACCUGACAAGAAUCGCAAACACUGUGGUUCAAAACCUGGAGAAAGGGCUGGUUCACUCUCAAAUUAAUGACCUAAUUAAAGAGCUGCCAGAAGACUGUAGAGGCCGCUGGGAGAGUUUUGUGGGUGAGACUCUGAGAGAGACCAACAGGAGAAACACAGUGGAUUUGGUGAGCACCCAUAACUUACACUCAUCUAGUGAAGAUGAUGACAUGGAGAGCCCCUUCCCCAAUGAUCUGUCCAUCCAACAGGCGUUCUCUGAUUACCAGAUUCAGCAGAUGACCGCCAAUUUUGUGGAUCAGUUUGGUUUUAAUGAUGAGGAGUUCAGUGAACAUGAUGAAAAUAUCAAUGCUGCGUUCGAUCGAAUUGCUGAAAUUAACUUCAAUAUAGAUGCAGAUGAUCAUAGUGCCAAUGCUGCAGCUUUUGAGGCGUGUUGUAAAGAAAGAAUCCAGCAGUUCGAUGACUGUGAGGAAGAGGAGGAUAUUUGGGAUGAAAAAGAAAUAAACUAUGCAACACAAAUCAAAUCCAGAUCGAGGUUUGGGGUGUCUCUUUCUUCAGAUAGUUCACCCAAGAGUGCAGUGAGGAAUGGGGGUGGAGGCCGCGGGUCGGCCUCUGAGGAAGAGGAAGUUGAGGAAGAGGCCAGUCCUCAGCAGUCUGCAGCAGCUCAGACUCAAAAUGCAGGCUGGACGGCGAGUUUUGGCGGGACAGAGGUGAGCUCCUCUAGCUCCUGGGGUACCUCCCCUCAGCAGGGAGGUGAGGGUCCACAGGACACAAGCUGGGCCUCCUUCACUGAGUUCCAGCCUUUCAGCAGCACAGAGUCCAGCCAGACUGAGGGACAACCUCAACAAGGCCAAGAGAAGAACACGGCUGGCAGUGGUUCGGCUACAGGAGCGUGGGAAGGAAGUCCUGGGCAAAAAGCCCCUCUGGUGGCCUCAGACAGCAGCUCGUCUGGAGGCUCAGACAGUGAAGAGGACCCGGGAGAAAAUAAGACAGAGGGUUCCCCUAAACCACCUGCCAACCAGACAACAGCACCCUCGAGCGAGGUGCCUACUGAAGCUCUGGAGAAGCUCAGCAUCACAGACAAUAGUGAGUCUUCAGCGUCUACAGAAGAGUCAGACGCUACCACUGUGACGGAGACAAGAGUCGAGGCACCUGCUUCAGCUGAGAUCACACCUAACGGACCGGUUUGAAGGCUCUGAAUAGGAGUCCGACCCACUCUCCGCCUCUUCCAUUCUGAACCCCCAAACCUCAAUACCACUUUUGGUGUUUAAAUAAAGAAUGCUGCCAUGUUAUUGGUCCUGGAUACUGCCAAUCAGCCCAUAAUUGGAGGAGGAAGCCAGGGGCAUGUAACAAACCAGUAACCAGUACAGUGCUCAGAGGUGUUAGUCUUUUAAUCCUUUCAACUUUGUAUGAGAUAUGCACAGUUUUAAAUGUAGCAGUGACCGUGUGAUUACAGGAUCUGUCAGGACUUCUUUUUUUCCUCGGUUUGUGUCCCUCCCUUAAUUUUCCUGGAUUCGCUUUUCUUUUUUUUUUCGCUCGCAGCCUUGGAUGGUAGAAAACAAGGAUGUGAAGGUCCUAAUUGGAAAGCACAGGCUCAUCCUUCACGGCUUAACGUCUUGAACAUCCUCAUGCAAAAUCGAAAGCCUUGUUGUCUGACAACAGCCUCUGCAACAAUUUACUGUAUGUUGAAGCACAACUGAAUUGUUCUGUAAUGCUUGACACAUUUCUGCACAGGUCACCGCCCCUGCCAAGUUCACUUUUAAGAUUUUUUUAAACAUUAUUAUGGCCUAAUCUUAUUAAAUCAUGUAUUUGAAUGUUCUGAAGUGCUUUGGGGCAGAAAUGUAUGACACGGUGUCCACGUCGGCACCUGUGCAGUAAUGUUUAGUCAAUUAAUUUAAAUUUGACUCAUUCGGACACUAUACAUUUAGUGGUGGGGGUGUGCCUCUUUGAAUUUUUUUGGACUUUUUCAUUGCAUGCAAAACAUUAUUUAUCAAGCAUAUACAAGCAGUUUGUUUUUCCCAACAACGUUCUAGCUAGUUAGUCAAGACCUUCUGAUUGUAUUGAAUUACUUUUGUCCGUUUUUUCCCCCCUCCCCUCAGAUCAACUAAACAGUUUCUAUCUAAUUUUCUUCAUUUUAUGCUUAAGCUUUCCAAAAAUUGAAUCAUGGGUUUAAAGCAAAAAGCUUAAAGUAAUCGUAAUAACCUUUGCCUUAAGUUACAAAUCCUUCAAAUCCUCCCUGUUAAAGGACAGAAGGGUUUGCCUCAAAGCAAACAGGCUUUUUUUUUGUCUGUUUUUAAAUGUCAGCUGGUCUCGAAAAAACCGCCCCCACAAUAUUUUUUUGUAUCCCUGUCCAGCGCCAACGCCACACAUGAUUUUUUCCCCCCAGAGUCCAAGAUAAUUUGCCCCAAUUCUGUAGUAUGAUAUCAAAUACGAAAUACUUCACAGGACAGUGUUAUGCAUCAUCAGUUUUUUUUUUUUUUUUUUUUUAAACCAGAACUCUUGUUAUAUGCUGUCAGAAAGACUUUUCAGACUUGUCUCAGAACCUUCCGGUAGCUCUCGUUGGAAAUACCAAGAUCCACCUCUUUUAAUAUUUCAUCCUGAACAUCAUGUGAUUAUUUUUUCUUCCAGGAAUUUUUUUGGCUAUCACAUUUCACGUAUCAUAUCUCUGCAAGCUUACUAUGGUACCAAAUCUGUUGGAUUACAGGAUUGGGAUAUUGCAUUAUUUAUUUUGCACUUAUUGAGGUGUUAGUAUGGAGACCUGGUCUCCCAUCAUGCAUUGGAACACCGUGUUUUUUUCUCUCUCUCUCGCUCUUCAUGAUCUUUGCCUCUGGAGUGUUUAAAUUCUCCAUUGACUCUGCUUCUUAUAUCUAUGACAUGUUCAAAUAGGUUUGUUUCCAAAGCCAAAAGUAUGUAUUUGCCUUUUUUCUUUAACUGUUAAAAAAUCUUAUUUUUAACUUUAACCAAUAUUAUUUUACAUAUUGUAGAGAUUCUAAUUUAUGUGAUCUUCAGCAACCAAAAUAUUGCUCUGUUCAAUUCUG